This is a messenger RNA of Paraphaeosphaeria sporulosa, 3178 nucleotides long. RefSeq lists its product as uncharacterized. Lineage: Eukaryota; Fungi; Ascomycota; Dothideomycetes; Pleosporales; Didymosphaeriaceae. The record is from RefSeq and is a predicted model, not a curated record. The transcript has 2 exons. Bases 57 to 2981 code for a protein of 974 amino acids.
CCCCCCCACAGCAUUGCCCGUUGUUCUCCCCAAGGCCCCAGCUCGCCUGUCGAUGAAUGCCCUUGACUCUCUCCCUGGCAGCCCCAGGUAGCCAUUGCCGCUUCCUCCGAUGCACAACGCGCCUCCCCCAUGUUUCGCAGCUACAACUCUACGUCCCCAACUCCCGUGCGAGCACGCAGGCUCGUCUGCAAUGCCUUGACACAUUACGGCAUUAUCCACACGCGUCCUUUACGACUCAUCAACGCCCACAGUCGGGACUGACCGGUAGCCAGUUGUAUACGCCCCCUCAGGAUACUGAAGGACGUUCAAGAAGCCAUGCACCCGCCAAUGGAUCGCCUGAGUUUAAUAUAGGCGACUGGGCCUCCAUCUUAAGUACACAAAUGUCCGAGGGUUUUGCGCAAGCGGCUGAAAAGGAAGGAGAGAACGUCACUGGGGAUUCGGCUGGCUCCACACAUGGUCCGUCAAGGCGGACCAGAAAGCGCCAAAGGUCCAGUCAGCCAGCCAUGGUUCUGGAUCACAUAUAUGAUGGAUCCCGAAACUUGUAUUGCUCGUCCCUCGAAUCGGUCGACUCCCUCAAACAUGACCAUUCUUAUGUCAAUCCGGCAAUACGACAGCAUGGCGGGAUACUCCGUGUUGUUCAUCCUCCGGAAAACAUUCGAAGUCCUAUGGACGGACCUGUAUCGUUGUAUACUAUAUUGGCCCGUCAACUCUCCGGCUUGACAAUGCCACCUAGGACCAAAACACCUUUCACGCGUCAAGAGAUCAUGCUCCUACAGAGUAAAGGCUACUCUGAGGCAGAUGUGCAUUCUUGGUGCCAAUGCCUUAUUGAUCCUAGCUCUGAUCAUGCAUCUGCAGUAUUCAGUCACCAUCAUUGCAGAACGCCUCUGUUCUUGUUAUUAUUGUUUCUUCGACGGAAACGCAUACGGACAUCCGCGUUGGGAAGGGUGAUGAGACAUUUGGGCGUAAGACUACGCGCAGAGCCCAUAGUUUGGUCUUCACUUACCGUGCUUAUAAUACGAUUACUACGCCACGCGCGUUUGGUCUGGCCUGAAGCAAUGCCCUGGAUUACCUCUUUGUUUUGCACCGAGGCCACUCGGCUUUAUCGAGAGGGCAAGGAGGCCGAUUCUUCUUCAUCUACUUUUCAGGCAGUUCUGACUCGAUUUUGUAACUCGUUGUUGGUGCUCAUCUCGCUGCCGACGUCAGAGCACCCUAUGAUUGCUGGUUCCUACCAGGAAAAGGCACAAUUUGUUGUGUUACAGUUCAUGGCGAGCUGCGAACCAGCUCUCAUCGUCACGAGACAUGGCUUUCGAGGAGCUAUCCGCACCCAGCUUACCCAUCCCAAGACGACAAAAGAGAAGGAAUGGGGCAUGCUGAAAGGGCCAUCAUGGCCACCUUGGAAAGAGAAUAGGAAUGCCAUGGAUGAGGACAAGGGGUAUAUGUUUGGUGCCUCGAGGGCAUCACGCCUGCUUCAUCGACUCUUUGAAGCAGGAUAUGCUGGGCGUGAAUGGGAAAAAAUUGCCGAAGUCUACGCUGGAUGGGAUACAGACUUGUCUCCAACUGUGCAAACCAGAACUCACAUGCCUCCCGACAACAACGCCCAUGGAAGUGAGAACAAAGCGCGACUUUGGGGCGCGCGAAUUCGCACGACGAGAACGAGACGGGAAGCAUGGGCCUGCUUUCUGGCAUACGAAGAGUCGGGCACUGGUGCCUCAUCGCUAGUCUACCAGGCUAUGUUCGAAAAGCUGCAUUACCCAGAAAUCACGGCCCAGCAGUCGGGACAUGGAGAUCCAUCGUCGUCAGAAUUUAUUGCAUCGAACGCGAAGAACCCUUUGCCAGGGGAUAUGAAAGAGGUCUUGUCAGAUCCCACGUCGCCUCUGCAUCUCGUUUACUUAAGUGAGCCGGUACCUUCAUACAUCCAGCUGUAUGAAAGAAUGUGGCGCAACCGAUUGCGGCCAAAGAAGAGAUUGCUCGCUUUCCUGCUUGAGACACUUCCCGAUUUUGAGACCUGCUUACACCUGCUCGAAGCAACACAGGGCAGGUUCGGUGGAGGAGUGAGUCGGCUCCUCCAUGGAAUACCGUUGGAUAAGCGAGACCGUGCACUUAUUCCGAAUUUUUUCAUGACAUCCUUCAUCCGUUGCCUCUGUCGGUUUGGUCGAUUCGGUGAUUCACCUCCAGAUGAGCCAUUACGGAUUGCGCGAGCUUAUCACGAGGAACGGCUCAAGCACGAUCGAACCUAUCUCAUUGAAUAUGCUUAUCAUCUCCUCAUGACUUUGCAAUUGACUUACCGCCCUCCUUGGACCGCAUAUAUGCAGAAGUUACUGUACGGAUAUGGCAAGCAGAAGUCUGCGGCAAGCCAAUAUACUGCGAUGUGCAAAAUAUUCGACCGAAUGACACAGAAAGACGUCGGUCCGGAUGACGAUCAAUUCAAACUAUUAUGCACUGUUGUACGCUACACAGCACGAACAAUCUACAAUGGACGCCUCCCAGCUGAGCUCGCAAAUCGCAUACUCCCUUCAGCUCGGUCACUUCUGCGUACCACGUUUCACAACUUGGUCGGCGCCAACGUCGAUUCAAGUGUUGUGCGCCCAUCGGGCUUCGAGAUGGAAACACUCCCACCUCACGCACCAGGCCCAGACGUUCUUCAGGCGUAUGUUCGCGCUUUGGGUUUUCUGAGAGACUACGAAGGCUUGUACUCCUUCUCUAUCUGGCUCACAACAUAUCACAAGGAGAUCAUGGUUCGAGCAAAUGCUCAGCAUGGAGGGCCACAGCUUUUGUACAACACCCUAGUGGCAUUACGAGCUGCGCUGGAGGGCGAACUUGAUAGUAGCCAAAUUCAUGAUGGUGCGCCAGAGGAGAUCGCGGAGCUGGUCAAGGCGCAAGUCAACGGCGUCAAGGAGUGGAAAUGGCCAUCUGAGAAACACGUGAAGUCAUAUGUAGUGGGACGACUGACUGAAGAGGACCGGAAAUCCGUUCUGUCAUGAGGUGUAGUGUGUACUUGUACGAUAUGCAGGACGGAUCUGAUACCCAGUGAAGAUUUCAAUGUACACAGAGGCGCAGGUGGUAUACAUAUUGGCACAGUAACGUUCCGUCGGGCUGGUACGGAAAUUGAAGACCAUGUGCGUCAGUUGAGUACUUAACAACUGAGCUUAGGAUAACUUAGACAAUUACGACUGUUUCC